CCCAGCCCCAGAGACCUGCGGCCCGGCCCCUGCAGCUCUGUCCCUCCCCUCCCCUGCCCCUCUGCAGACGGGGACUAUGACGAGCUCAGCCCACUGAGGGGCACAGUCUCGCCUGACCCCACAGCUUUCCGCCGGGGCCCCAUCACCGCCACAGGGAGCCACCCAGCCAGCCGCAGCCUCUCGUCCUGUCCCCGCGGCCACCCCCUGGCCACCUCGCCAUGACUAACUACUAUGAGGUGCUGGGUGUGCAGGCCGGAGCCUCCGCCGACGACAUCAAGAAGGCCUACCACAAGCUGGCCCUGCGCUGGCACCCCGACAAGAACCCUGACAACAAAGAGGAGGCCGAGAAGAAGUUCAAGCAGGUGUCUGAGGCCUACGAGGUCCUGUCUGACCCCAAGAAGCGCUCCGUGUACGACCGCGCGGGCUGCGACAGCUGGCGGGCGGGCGGCGGGGCCAACGCCCCGCACCGCAGUCCCUUCGGCAGCGGCUACACCUUCCGAAACCCCGAGGACAUCUUCCGCGAGUUCUUCGGUGGCCUCGAUCCCUUCUCCUUCGACUUCUGGGACAGCCCUUUCGGGGGCAGCGAGCGCGGCGGCGGCGGCGGCCGGGGGCUCGGCCUGCACGGCGCCUUCUCCGGCUUCGGCGAGUUCCCGGCCUUCAUGGAGGCCUUUUCGUCCCUGGACACCCUGGGCCGCGGUGCGUCCCGCACCUCCUUCUCUGCCGCCACCUUCGGGGGCUCCGGCGCAGGCGGCUCAGGCUUCAAGACGGUGAUGUCGUCCACCGAGAUGGUCAACGGGCACAAGGUGACCACGAAGCGCAUCGUGGAGAACGGGCAGGAGCGCGUGGAGGUGGAGCAGGACGGGCAGCUCCGCUCAGUGACCAUCAACGGCAAGGAGCAGCUCAAGCGGGUGGACAACAAGUGAGCCCCGCCAGCCGAGGCCCAGCUGCGCCCUGGGCCCCGACGGUAGCUGAUGUUAAUAAAGGCGCCUGGCAGUGAG
Molecule: messenger RNA, 998 nt
Organism: Chinchilla lanigera (long-tailed chinchilla)
Lineage: Eukaryota; Metazoa; Chordata; Mammalia; Rodentia; Chinchillidae
Gene: Dnajb8
Product: DnaJ (Hsp40) homolog, subfamily B, member 8
Exons: 1
Coding region: 219-923 (234 amino acids)
Biological process (GO): protein refolding; positive regulation of proteasomal ubiquitin-dependent protein catabolic process
Cellular component (GO): endoplasmic reticulum membrane; cytosol
Molecular function (GO): Hsp70 protein binding; ATPase activator activity
Source: RefSeq, a predicted model, not a curated record